CCUGUAUGAGUCAAUGGUCAUCGAACUGCAGCUUCAGUUCCUUAAUACGUUCUCCCAGGAGCUGCAGCUCAGUGCACCUGGUGCAGAUGUGGCUUUCUGGGAGACGAGGUCUCUGCGAAUUUUCACAUCUUACACACUGACCCGCUGCGCUCAACAUUUCUAGCAUCUGCAGGAUCGCUUGAAUUAAAGAUUCCUGAACUGUUCAUGAAUCCAGGAAUGCAUUUUGCUCUAUAUGAACACAACUAUUUAUUUUUGUAACUCGGGUAAUUUUUAUGUCCCAUACCGUACUGACGUGGUGACAGGAUGGAGCUAAUACUCUUCCAAAGGAGGUGUAAGACACUCCUUCCCUCCACCAGCCUGCAGGUCACCUUUGGGCAAGGCGUAGCACCUGCUUAGCCCCCGAUCAGGGUCACAUGAAGCCAUGGGAGCAGGUGGUGGAUGGUCGUAUGAGCAGCUGGUGUAGAUCACAAGUCCUGGUUAUGUGACCUCUGGCACCAGGCACACAAUCUCUGAAGAGUAUUGAUAAUGGCUGGGGUCACCCACCUUGUAAGGACACUGCCCAGAAGAAGGCAAUGGGAAACCACUCCUGUAGAAAAAAAUUGGAAAGACCACGAUUGCCCAUGUCAUAUGAUAUGGCACGUAACGAAUGAACUGUAUUAAUGCCACAAAACAACAAAGUUCAUGACAUAUGCCAAUGAUAAUAAACCCAAUCCUGAUUCCGUUACAUGGUUCACUUCAUUUUUUAUCCCCAAGCUACCUGCUUGGUUCUACAUGAACACAACUAAGAACUUACUGGUUCAGCUACUAACUUUCAUUUUGUCAUCGAUACUUAACAUAGACAGUAGUCUUAGCAGCCAUAAAAGUUUCAGUAACAUACAGCAACUGUUUGAUCAUUGAGGCUUGAUGAAUGAAUGAUUGUCAAAUCAUUGGCAAAAUCUCCCAGCAGCCCCUGAAGAACUGACGCAGAGCACAGACUCAAACUAAAUCAGCAGAGGAAGAUGUCAUUAGCUGUUCUCUCAACCCAAGAUAUGUCUUUGAAACGGUAAACAUUUUAGUGUGUAAUUAGCUCUGAUACUAAAACAGAUCCAACAGGAAAUCGGCUGCAUUCACUCAAGGCCAGAAGGCCUGUGUGAUGUCACAGCAUAAUAUGGUCAUGUGACUCAGGAGCUUUGGAGCAAUUCGUGCACAGUUCUAAAGAGAAGCCAUCAUUAAUGAAGUUCCAACAGCUGAUGGAGGGUGCAAAUCACUUUUUAAUUUUAGCCUGUUCCCCUUUCCUUUCCAGUCCUGAUGAAGGUUCCAGGCUCAGAAAACCGACUAUUUAUUCCUUUCCAUAGAUCAGUCUGCCCUGCUGAGUUCCUCCAGCAUUUUGUGUGUGUUGUUCUGGAUUUCAAGCAUCUGCAGAAUCUUUUGAAAUCAUUUUAUGAAAUGAUUGCAUUAACUCCCACCCACCCGUGGAGAUCUCCAGUGAUGGGGAGACUCCAUUCAAACGAAUGUGCAAAAAUGUGUCCGCUGAAGAGGGCAUACCAUGGCCACUAAAUUUUCACUCAAAGUACUUGAAGCUUUCAAAUCAGCCACCCACCAUACCAACUGGGCACCUUGAGGUGGUUUUCUUUGGCCCCAAACAGGUGACUGGUGACUGCAAAGAGCCCGACCUGUUUCCAGCUCACAAAAUCUAACCACCACCCAAAGAACCUGCCCAAUGCUAGCAACAGGCUGGAGGGUUAGAGGCAGGCUUUGCGCCGCUGUGGUCAUUUCUCCUGGGGACUGGAUGAAGUUUUCCUUAUUGUGACGGCCUGUGGAUUGUGGCAAACUCCAUUGUGACGGCCCUGAGCGCGUUGCUGGUUUGUUUUUGUGACGAAUGGAACUCCUCACCAUAUCUCACGGCACAUCACUCAACUCAUUCCGUCCAGCGCUAGCUUCUGUGUAGAUCAAAAUUAAAAACCAAACCCUGGUCAGACUCUUGUUUGAACGCACGGCGAAUCCAACGCACACCUGCCCGAGGCUAUGUCUGCACACCAGAAAGCCACCCCAGUGGCAAAGGAGGGCGAGACCAAAGGGGACACACGCUCCACAGCGCCGGAGCUCGGCGAGUCCGAGCAAAAGGGUGCCGCCCAGGCCACUGAGAAACCUCAUGACAGAUCAUCAGCCGGCCUGGCUUGUGACCACACAGCAGCGGGCGACUCGGACCUCCGGACAAUGCUGGAAGAAAAUGCCCUCCAAGCCCUGGCCGAGGAGUCGGUUUUAAAAAGACCCAGACUUGUCUACUAUGAAGAGGUAGGUGACACUGACCUUAUGUCACUCACCUUCCCGAAAAAGCUCUGGAAGAUCGUUGAGAGCGAUCAGUUUGCCUCCAUCCGGUGGGACGAUGGUGGAAACUGUGUAGUUAUAGAUGAGGAGUCCUUUAAGAAAGAGGUGCUGGAGCGGCGCGGCCCCGCCAGGAUUUUUGAAACUGACUGCAUGAAAAGUUUCAUUCGGCAGCUGAAUCUGUAUGGUUUCAGCAAAAUCCGCCAGGAUUUCCAGCGAUCUGCCUCUCUUUCUGAAUUCAUUGCUGAAGAAAAAGGAGCGGUUUCAAUGACCAAGUUUCAGUUUUACCAUAACCUGAAUUUCAGAAGAGAUUACCCUCAUCUGCUGCCCAGAAUGAAGCGAAGAGUUGGGAUUAAAAGUGCAGUUCCUAAUCUUAACUGCAUGGAAAAUGAUUCCAGUAGUGACCCCCCUGCCAGUGGGGGAGCGACAGGUGGCACGAGGCAGAUCAUACAGACACUAGCCGUUAAGCAGAACAGCUUGGUCUCGCCGACGAGGGAACACGAGCCGAAAUUUGCAUUUGAGACUGAUGUCAGCAGUCAUCGGGUCGCCAGUACCGCGAACACGAGCGGCUCCGGCAACGCGGCUUCCUCUGCCUUGGCGGUGAGGCCGGCCGAGCACGUGGCGACAGAGCAGAGCGCCAAGGUAAACCACGUGGCUCAGUUCCACCCGUCGCAACACGGCAGCCUAAUCCGGGCUGGCAAUCACGCGGUGGAGACCAGCAGCACCACCUCCGCUACCUCCGUGUACCACCUCAUGCCUCCUAUGGCGGCGAGUUUCGGAGCUAUGAUGGGGAUGCCGGGCUUCCAAGGCGUGUACCCGGACCUCGCGGCGGCCGCGGCCCAAGCCCACCUGGCCAGCUUGCUGCCAUUUUGCAAUCCGUGGUUCUCCAUGCCCAUGAUGGCGGCCGCCUCUGCUAUCUCCAUGUCGUCGGGGUCUUCAGUCCACCACCACCGGCCUCCGCCACACCAUCACCACUGUCCAAACUGCAACUGCCAAGGAGGCAGUGCGUCAUCCACCAGAGGUGGCCCUAGAAACAGUGAAUACAUGACAGGACCACACAGAUAA
This is a messenger RNA of Hypanus sabinus (Atlantic stingray), 3369 nucleotides long. Its product is annotated as heat shock transcription factor, Y-linked-like. The record is from RefSeq and is a predicted model, not a curated record. Gene Ontology annotation, molecular function: sequence-specific DNA binding; DNA-binding transcription factor activity. Gene Ontology annotation, biological process: regulation of DNA-templated transcription. The transcript is spliced from 2 exons. NCBI's taxonomy places the organism in Eukaryota, Metazoa, Chordata, Chondrichthyes, Myliobatiformes, Dasyatidae. Bases 2005 to 3369 code for a protein of 454 amino acids.